AUGGCUGGAGGCGCGUGGAGGUCAAUGCUGUCUGUGCUCAUGGGGACUGUAAAGAGCAAGGCCCCAUGGACAAGGAAUUUUACCCAGGGUGUACAGACUGUAACGUUAAUCCCUGGUGAUGGAAUUGGUCCUGAAAUUUCUACUGCUGUCAUGAAAAUUUUUGAAGCUGCUAAAGCUCCCAUACAGUGGGAAGAGAGAAGUGUUACUGCUAUCAAAGGACCAAGUGGUAGGUGGAUGAUUCCACCUGAAGCAAAAGAAUCCAUGGACAAAAGCAAAAUUGGACUGAAAGGACCUUUGAAGACACCUAUUGCUGCUGGUCACCCCUCGAUGAACCUGUUGCUGAGAAAGACCUUUGACCUUUAUGCCAACGUGCGUCCUUGUGCCUCCAUUGAGGGUUACAAGACCCCCUAUGAUGACGUGAACUUGGUAACCAUCCGAGAAAACACAGAGGGAGAGUACAGUGGCAUUGAGCAUGUGAUUGUUAAUGGAGUUGUACAGAGUAUAAAACUCAUCACAGAGAAAGCAAGCAAGCGUAUCGCUGAGUAUGCUUUUGAAUAUGCCAGAAACAACCAAAGGAUAAGUGUUACAGCAGUUCACAAAGCAAACAUUAUGCGCAUGUCUGAUGGACUGUUCUUGCGCAAGUGCCGGGAGGUGGCUGAAAACUACAAGGACAUUAAAUUCACAGAAAUGUACCUGGACACAGUGUGUCUAAAUAUGGUACAAGAUCCCACACAGUUUGAUGUGCUUGUAAUGCCAAAUCUAUAUGGUGAUAUCUUAAGUGACCUCUGUGCUGGUCUGAUUGGAGGUCUGGGAGUCACUCCAAGUGGCAACAUUGGAGCUAAUGGUGUUGCUAUAUUUGAAUCGGUCCAUGGAACAGCUCCAGACAUAGCAGGAAAAGAUCUUGCUAAUCCCACAGCUCUUUUGCUCAGUGCUGUAAUGAUGCUUAGACACAUGGGGCUUCAUGGAUACGCAAAGAAGAUUGAGAUGGCCUGUUUUGACACCAUCCGGGACAAAAAGGUUUUAACCAAAGAUCUUGGCGGAAACUCUAAAUGCUCAGAAUUUACAAAUGAAAUCUGCCGAAGAGUGCAAGAUAUGGACUGAGAUGCUGCUGAUGUCUGUAUCUGGGGUCCUCCAACAUAAACGUAACUUCAUAUUUGAGCGCACAAUUUGACUCAGAACUGUGUAUGAAUCAAGAUGACAUUAACGUGCUGAAUGUUUCUGUCCCCUUACACUCUGAGCUUUGCAAGUGGUUUUUUUUAUAUUCUGGAGAUUGUUGCUUAAUAUUUAUAAAAUGAUUUUUGGCUGUGUCAGAAAAUAUAAACUUGCUAAUAUGCUUUUUUUUUUUUUUUUUUUUUCCCCCUCCCAUUGGUGGAUAAAACCUACUUCUGUCUCUGAAUAUAUUUUUUUUCCUUAUUUUUUUUAAUAUUUGGACCACUUCAUCUUAAGCACAGACAUAAACUGCACCUGAUUGUAACAUUACCUGUGUUUUUCUUGUUAUAUUCAAUGCAAUGGAAUUGACUUGAGGUUCACUGUAUUUUAGUUACAGCUGCUUUAUUUAGAUCCACCUGGUUCAGUGCACUCUUAAAUCCACAGUUCUCAGCAUAUUGAAAAAUAUUCUACA
Molecule: messenger RNA, 1621 nt
Organism: Scleropages formosus (Asian bonytongue)
Lineage: Eukaryota; Metazoa; Chordata; Actinopteri; Osteoglossiformes; Osteoglossidae
Gene: idh3a
Product: isocitrate dehydrogenase (NAD(+)) 3 catalytic subunit alpha
Exons: 11
Coding region: 1-1101 (366 amino acids)
Biological process (GO): isocitrate metabolic process; tricarboxylic acid cycle
Cellular component (GO): mitochondrion
Molecular function (GO): NAD binding; magnesium ion binding; isocitrate dehydrogenase (NAD+) activity
Source: RefSeq, a predicted model, not a curated record